UGGAUUUAUUCGAUCGACGUUGGCAUAUCUCCAGGCGACAAAUGUGGGAGGAAGUGAGUAUUUAAAUAUUCAUUUACUUAGCUAUCUGCUUUCUAUAUAUAUGAUCGUUGAACAGGUCUGAUCCACUUGUAUUUCAGAAACUUGGUCGUUAUGGGCCACUGGUGAAGAAGAGUGUGUCUUCUCUGAAAAAAGAACAUCUGAUGGGUAAGAAAGUAUUAGUGAAGGUUGAUCUGGACGUUCCGUUGAAUGACGACUUGAGCAUCCGUGAUGAGACCAGAAUCCGAGACGCUCUUUCUACCAUAAAAAUUUUAUGGGGUUAGAUAUUGGACCAGACACUGUCAGUCUGUUUAGCAGAGUGCUAGAUGAAGCAAAAACUAUGGACCAAUGGAAGGGUUCGAGAUUGCCGAAUUUGCCCAUGGAACAGAGGGGAUUGCCAAAAAGUUGGCAAAUGUAGAAGAAGCAAUAACAAUCAUAGUGGGAAGCAGUACUGUUGCCGCUGUUAAAAAAAUGGGGCUAGCGGAGAAGAUGACCCACGUUUCAACUGGAGGGUUUGCCUCAUUGGAGCUUUUGGAGGGGAUACCGCCUUAUGGGAUGCUUGGACUUGAUCAGGAUGAGGAUGAUUACACUGCUUGGAGUAAGGUGCUCCCAGAUAGGUCAGAUACAGUGCAGUGAAGAUGGGUGAUGAUAUAUAAAGCUUUUGCAGUGAAGAUGGGUGAUGAUGUUGCUUCUCAAGUGAAGAUGGAGCAGUAACAAGUGUACGCAUUAUGUGGUGGCAGUACAUGAUGGCACAGGCUACUUUACUUUUUCAUAAAAAUGUAGAUAUUUCCGGUGGUCGACUUGUGUAGCUUUGGUUACUAACCAGUUACUGCUAAUGUUAGUCUUUAUCUUAUACGUAAUAGUUUGAGAACAUUUCUGCGGUGAGUUCUCUUAUUUUAUUUUUGGCGUAUGUGUAUUGAUAUUGUGGAUCCACUGUAAUUAAGAUGUUACAACUUGUAUCGUGCAACCUAUUUAG
Nicotiana tabacum (common tobacco) is the source of this 1012-nucleotide messenger RNA. Lineage: Eukaryota; Viridiplantae; Streptophyta; Magnoliopsida; Solanales; Solanaceae. The record is from RefSeq and is a predicted model, not a curated record.